Molecule: messenger RNA, 1404 nt
Organism: Anthostomella pinea
Lineage: Eukaryota; Fungi; Ascomycota; Sordariomycetes; Xylariales; Xylariaceae
Source: the annotation of a GenBank genome assembly
AUGGCCACGGCCAGCCUCGAUCUGUCGCCCCACGACAACACGGUCGAGUUAUCCAAGCACCACGACACGAAGCAAGAACGGCGCAAGCGCCGAGGUGCCCGCGCUACCCAGGUCGAGAGCAAUGGCUCAGAGGGGAGGGUUAAGAGAUUAAAGAGCACCGCGGCUCCUGUUGGCAAUUACCAAGAUGAUACUUUAAAGGAGGGGCACAAGGAAGAGGGUCGCUCCGCAGGCCACGACGAUGCGACUCUGGACAAAGCCAGAAAACCCCGCGAACGUGCUGCGAAGCCAAAGUCGAAUAAGUUUCCUCGGGAAAAGCCAGUCAAAUCCGAGACCGAUGAAACGACAGCCUCAAACGACCCUCCACAAUACCAAAACAUUGGGGGGCAGGCACAGACAAGCAGGCACGAAGACCACGAGGCCAUGGACGUGGACAUGUCACCAGGCCGCUACAGGCCCUCUGCAGGCAAAGCCUCUGACUUGCAGUAUCCCUUCUUUACUCAAACGGUGUCUCAGUACCUGCCGCUUCUCCCCCUCGGCGUCAUCGAUCCUGUACGAGGCUACGUAGAUCAGCACCUCGAACCUCUGCUCAAUCGCUACGUCCCGAGCUUCGGUGGUGUGCUGUUGGCGUACCGCAAUCCGCGAGUGGGGGAGGCGCCUGGCAGUAACUCGCUUACCCAAGAGAGCGGGAUGAGCGAUCUGGUCUUGCUCGAGUCGGUCAGCGAGUAUGCUGUCAACUUUGCGUGGCUAACUGCCGAGGUGGAUCUGUUUCGCCCAGCUCGAGGUGCUUGGUUAGAAGGCUCUGUCAAUCUGCAAGGCGGAGGACACAUCGGUCUGGUUUGUUGGGGAAUGUUCAAUGCGUCGAUCGAAGCGCAACGUUUACCUCGCGGCUGGCAUUGGGUUGACACCCUGUCCAGCCAUCAGGAGAAGGAUAAGCCAGCUGCGGCGGUGGACGUGUCGUCCUCUACGCCCUCGGAUGGACCAGAUGGUAACGAAUCUCGGGUGCUUACUAACGGAUACUGGGCCGACGAGGAUGGUGCGAGGAUACGAAGUGGGACGCAACUAUCUUUCCGCAUCAAAAACUACGGGGUCGGCGACAACGGCGACUAUAGCUACCUCAGCAUCGAAGGCACGCUGCUGGAAGAAGGAGACGAGAGGGAGAAGGUUCGUGAGGAAAUGGAGGCGACUAGAAGACUCAGGUUGAGAAAUGGAGGUAUCCUGCGGAAAGAGCACAAGUAUCCCCCCGAAUUCAGCAUCACGAAGUUCGCGAAGGAAGAAGAGCAGGAGGACAAGUCCCGGGAGAAGGAGGACGAGUCCCGAGAGCAAGAGAACGAGUCCCGGGAGCAAGAGGACGAGUCGCCUGGCGAGGUGUUGGAGCCAACUCACCCGGACAGUGAAACCGAAUAG